UGUAAAUACUCUUUAAUUGUACUCACAGUUUUAUCCGAAAUAUAAACAUUUUAUCCGAAAAAGUUUGCUCUCUUUUUGGAAAUAAUUGUUAUUGUUGAUUUUUGUUCACAUUUGACACAAAAGUUGAAGAAUUUUUUUUAUUUUUGUUGUUGUUUCCCGACAAGAUGUCUGAUAAAAAACCCGACGAAGUUAAAGACCAAGAAUAUUUAAGCACAUUACCAAACCAAGAAUUUGAUGAAGCAGUUACAACAAUGCAGAACAACAUUCAAAAUGAGAUUGCUGCUUCUUCAUCUCUUGUUGGAAACAAACAAGAAAUCUUGACAUUGAAGUCUGAGUAUUCAGCAGAUGAUAAACAAUACCAACAUAAAAUUCAGGAGUUAAGCAAACGAUACACCCAUGUGAGGAAAACAAGGGGAGACGGGAAUUGUUUCUUUCGUGCUUUUGGAUUCGGAUAUUUAGAAGUUUUGUUGCAUAAUAAGAAAGAUUACGCAAAAUUUAAAGAAGCUGCCGCAGGGACGCUGAAAAAGUUGAUGAGUCUAAAUUAUCCUUCCUUUACAGUGGAAGAUUUCUAUGAAAAUUUUAUGUCCGUGGUUAACUCCAUCGGGGAAGGCACGACGUUGGAUGAAUUGAGCAAUUCCUUUGUUGAUGAAGGUCUCUCCAAUUAUUUUGUUGUUUACUUGCGAUUAAUCGCUUCAUGCCAACUUCAACUUGACGCCGAUUUCUACCAAAAUUUUAUCGAUAAUGGAAAAUCUAUUGUGGAGUUUUGUAAAACUGAAGUCGAGCCAAUGUACCAGGAAAGCGAUCAUAUUCAUAUCAUCGCGCUCACCAGUGCGUUAAACGCAAGCGUACGUGUUGCUUAUCUCGAUCGAGGGGGAAACCAACUUGCAUUUCAUGAUUUUCCCGAAGACACCGAACCUACUUUGCAUAUUCUUUAUAAACCUGGACAUUAUGACAUAUUAUAUCCAAGAUGAAAAUGUUUGAACUUGAAUAGAUUAAAUUUUUCAAUCUUUUUCAGUGAUUUGUUGUUUUUUUAUUGAAACAAAAACUGUGAAUUCUAAUGAAUUCUCGUGUUAUUUAAAGUAGAAACAUUGAUGACAAUACUUGAUAUUCAGGUAAAAUAAACACAACUUGAAAGAGA
Molecule: messenger RNA, 1138 nt
Organism: Ciona intestinalis (vase tunicate)
Lineage: Eukaryota; Metazoa; Chordata; Ascidiacea; Phlebobranchia; Cionidae
Product: ubiquitin thioesterase otubain-like
Biological process (GO): protein K48-linked deubiquitination
Cellular component (GO): nucleus
Molecular function (GO): ubiquitin binding; cysteine-type deubiquitinase activity
Source: RefSeq, a predicted model, not a curated record